UUUCCCACCCAAACGUUAGUUUUCCGAUUUCCCAUAUCCCGCCAUCACGUCCAGCCCUAAUUCCCAAGUUCCAAGUUUCCUCUUUUUCUCACCCACAGGCCAUGGUGAUUAGGGUUUGGUGAAGAACUUCUUCAAUGGCCCUAACCUGGAGGCACCAUACGCUUAUCCAGUCCCUGCUCUCCAGGCCCCCCUUACCGGAGUCUGAGUUCUAUUCCAUCUUCUCCGGCGUCACUGGGAAGAAUCCCUCUACUCAUCGGGAUUUGUUCAAUGAUUUCCUUCUCAAGAUCAAUAAAGAGCUUGCUUAUGUGCAAUUUGAGCUGAGAGGUUGCAGGAAUCAAUAUGAUGGGAGGGUGUAUUAUGGUGUGGUGAACAAUGUCGCCGAUGAGCAAUCGAAGCUUGGAACGAGGUAUUCAGUUCCUCAGAUUGCUUUCUGUAAGGCUGUGAUUGAAGCUAUUGUACAAGAUAUAUCUUCCCAGGGUCGCAUAACCAACAUCGAGGCUCUCAAUAUACGUCUUGAUAAUCAGGCUGUGCAGGGUUCAGAGAAUAGUCAAUCUCGUAUUCCUCCAGCACUUAAAAAUUUCUCAAUUUCUCAAAAAGAGAAGACACUCGAUGAUCUUAUACAAGAUCAAUGGCUUUGCUGUACCUCAGAUGGCAAAAUUGGUCUUGGUGUUAGAUCUUUUCUUGAUCUUCGGGGCUGGUUUCGAAGUAAUAGUGUUCCUGCAUGUGAUGUGUGUAAUGAAGCUGGGGUGAAGGCCACUACAUGCUCCAAUGAAGAUUGCACUGUCCGAAUUCAUGAUUACUGCUUAAAGAAGAAGUUUUCACAGCAAAAGGCUGCUAGAGUUUGCCCUGGUUGUGGCACUGAAUGGAACUUUUCUGGUUGUGAUGUGGAUCCUGAAGAAGCAGUUGUGAUGGAGCAAACACAAGUACCUUCCAGUAAUCCUUCCUCUGGAAAAAGGCUUAGAAGCUGUAAGAGAGAAGCAGCUCAAGCGAGAAAUGAAGAACCUGUUGAUCCUGUGCCAAGGAAGAGGCUAAGAAGCUGCAAAGCUGAAGCCGUUGAACCUACUCAAGUUCAAAGCCAAGAACCGUCUGUUCCUGUACUAAGGAAGAAACACCAGCCUGAAGCUGUGUUGAAUGCUGAAGCUGGGCCCUCUCAGCCUUCUUUUCCCUCAGCUGAUGUGAGGAGAACUCUCCGAUCCAGAAGAACAUAGUUAUCUUAUGGAUGUGCAUGUCCAUCGCUAGUACCUCGAAAUCAUUUUGAUCAUAAUCAACCGUAAGUCUGUAGUAUAUAUCAGUACCAAAGUAAAGUUGUAAAUGUGACUAACAUCAUGUUAUAGCAGGAUAUGCAGCAGUUUACUUAUGUGUUUUGUUGUCAGUAUUUUGAGAUAAGUAGUAAGUGCAGAUGCAUGGUAUUGAACAUUAAUUCCCUGUGCCA
Molecule: messenger RNA, 1432 nt
Organism: Dioscorea cayenensis subsp. rotundata (Guinea yam)
Lineage: Eukaryota; Viridiplantae; Streptophyta; Magnoliopsida; Dioscoreales; Dioscoreaceae
Exons: 6
Coding region: 135-1208 (357 amino acids)
Biological process (GO): double-strand break repair via homologous recombination; DNA damage tolerance
Cellular component (GO): Smc5-Smc6 complex; nucleus
Molecular function (GO): ubiquitin-protein transferase activity
Source: RefSeq, a predicted model, not a curated record